Suillus subalutaceus is the source of this 150-nucleotide messenger RNA. RefSeq lists its product as uncharacterized. The record is from RefSeq and is a predicted model, not a curated record. Gene Ontology annotation, biological process: positive regulation of transcription by RNA polymerase II; negative regulation of transcription by RNA polymerase II. The annotation marks the transcript as partial. Lineage: Eukaryota; Fungi; Basidiomycota; Agaricomycetes; Boletales; Suillaceae. Gene Ontology annotation, molecular function: DNA-binding transcription factor activity, RNA polymerase II-specific; RNA polymerase II cis-regulatory region sequence-specific DNA binding; zinc ion binding. The transcript has 2 exons.
UGCUACAACUGCCACACAACUGCAACCCCUCUCUGGAGAAAAGAUGAAGAAGGCAAAACCGUCUGCAACGCAUGCAGCCUGUACUACAAACUCCACAGCUCCGCUCGCCCCAUCAGCAUGAAAUCCAACAUCAUCCGCAAACUUUCCAGG